AUGUUGAGGUUUGUGCAGAAGGCGAAGACAGUGAAAACUUGCCCUGAGAACUAUUCUUUGGCCAUACCUGACCAGAUCCUUAAUCUUGGCCUUUCGAUUAGAUUCAUGGCAACAACGACUCCAUCACACGCCACAGAUCUUAUUACUUCAGAGGAGCAACCUGCUAAUUUGGACAUCAUGAAGGAGCAGCCUGUGACGGCAAACAAUGAGCCCUCUCAGGAAUCUGCAGUUGUGGUUCACCCAGCAAAAGUUGCUCCACUCUCUGGACCUUAUGGUUUAACUGGUGAUCUUGCUGGACACUUACCUAACAGCAUCCUCUCUCCUCAAGCUCAAGGCUUUUACUACAGAGGUUAUGAAAACCCCACAGGUGAAUGGGACGAGUACUCUUCCUAUGUCAAUGUUGAAGGCUUGGACAUCCCAUCUCCUGUUGGCUUCAAUGAGAAUGCAUCUCUGGUAUACCAAACAGGAUACGGAUACAACCCUCAAAUGCCAUAUGGACCAUAUUCCCCUGCUGCAAGUCCCUUACCUUCUGAGGGACAGUUGUAUUCUCCACAGCAGUUUCCGUAUUACCAGCAGGUAGUUCCUCCUAGCAUGCAAUAUAUAUCUUCUCCAACUCAGCCAGACCUCACCAGCCUUGUCGGUGUUGACCAACAAGGUGAUAACAACAUGGGACCAAGACCUUCCUACCAUCCUCAUCCUAUUGGACCGUUUAAUGGAAACCAGCCAAACCUUGGCUUCCCUGAGUGGCAGCAAGGUUUUGAUGGGGGGAUAUGGUCUGAUUGGUCCAAGAAUUCUGAUAUGCACAGACAGUCUUCUCUUGUUUCACCGGCUUUAUCUCCUCAGCCACUCGGUUCAUUUGGAUCAUAUGGCCACAACAUGGGGUCACAGCGACAGAGAUCGUUUUACGGUUAUGGAUCUGGUUCAAACUCUUACAACAGAGGCUACAUGCAUAGUGGUGGUCGUGGCCAGGGCUCUAACUAUGGAAGUAGACUAGUUUCUAAUGUUGGCAUGGGAAACCAAAGCUGGAUUGGUGUUGACAACAUUCGAGGACGUGGUCCAUCCCUAAGUGGAGGUUAUAAUGGUAACUUUGACAUCCUCAACGAGCAAAACCGAGGACCAAGGGCUUCAAAGCCCAAGACUCAGGUAUCAGAGGAGAUUGAUUCUUCUGCUGAUACUAAGAAACAUAACAAAGGCAGUCCAAAGGAGAUUGAGGACUCCAAGAACAACAAUAAUGACUUUGUCACAGACUACAAUAACGCUAAGCUCUUCAUAAUCAAGUCUUACAGUGAAGACAACGUUCACAAGAGCAUCAAAUACAAUGUAUGGGCUAGCACCGCUAAUGGCAACAAAAAGCUUGAUGCUGCUUAUCGUGAGGCCAAGGAAGAGAAAGAACCAUGUCCAGUGUUUCUUUUAUUCUCUGUAAACGCUAGCUCUCAGUUCUGUGGUGUAGCGGAGAUGAUUGGACCUGUGGAUUUUGAGAAGAGUGUUGAUUACUGGCAACAAGACAAAUGGACUGGACAGUUCCCAGUGAAGUGGCACAUUAUCAAAGAUGUUCCAAACAGUCAGUUCCGACACAUUAUAUUAGAAAACAAUGACAAUAAGCCUGUGACUAAUAGUCGAGACACUCAAGAAGUGAAACUGGAGCAGGGGAUUGAGAUGCUGAAGAUAUUCAAGAGCUACGAUGCUGACACGUCAAUCUUGGAUGAUUUUGAGUUUUAUGAAGAGCGGGAGAAAAUAAUCCAAGAACGGAAGGCGAGAAGACAGCCAUCUGGAGUAGUAGAAAGCGAAGAUAAACCAGCUUCUGCUGCGUUGCAGACAGACAUGAUCAAGAACAUGUCCAAAAGUUUUGCUCAGGUUGUCCGCUUAGACGAGGGAAGCAAGGAAGCAGGAAAGACAAGUUCAUCUCCAGAUGCAGUUACAACAAAUGUAGCCGUCUCUUCUGGUCAAUCCAACUAG
Eruca vesicaria subsp. sativa (arugula) is the source of this 1956-nucleotide messenger RNA. Lineage: Eukaryota; Viridiplantae; Streptophyta; Magnoliopsida; Brassicales; Brassicaceae. The record is from the annotation of a GenBank genome assembly.